UUUUGAGUACACAAGGGUUACUUGGUUAUGAGUUGCAAUCAAUUGUGGUGUAUUUCUCAUAAACCAAUUAUUAUUUUCAGGGGUAAAAUAAUAUUAUGAUUAAAUCAUAGGGCUACUAACAUGAAGUGAAGUGUGGCCAACAUAAUCAAUUACCAUUUAUUGUAUCAUAAUUUUUUUAAGUAAUCACUGGGCCUAGCCUAGUGUUAUUUCAGCUAAGAUUUUAAGCAUAGCCUAUCAGGAAAAUGUAAAAUUAACGGCCGAAGUUGUAAAAAAUGGGUUUUGCAUUAUUAACAUUUUGCUAUUGUUCUGAACAAAACAAAAUAAGGUUACAAAGGAUGAUAAUGAAUGUUAUAGAAUAUUAAUUUUGGAACUACUUUUAUCACACAGAAAAAUAUUUCCUUGUUCUUCAUCUAUGCUGGCAUGAUUUAAGAAUAGACUUUAUUUGACUUACUGUGAAAAUGAAAUGCCAUUAUGACAAUUGGAUCUUGUUUUCUGCAGCUCAAAAGGGAUGUAGGGACUGAUGAAGACAUGGCACAGCGUCAACAAGUGAUUCGGCUUUAUAAAACUUUGCUGUUUUUGGGUCGGGAGUAUCCCCAAGGAUAUGAUUUUUUCCGAACCCGGCUAAAGCGUGCUUUCAUGAAAAAUCGGGAAGUGGAGGAUCCAGAGAAGAUCAGCACUAUGAUUAAACAUGGGGAGUAUGUUAUCAAGGAACUGGAAGCCCUGUACAUGUUGCGCAAGUAUCGAACACUCAAGCGACGCUACUACACAGACGAGCCAGUUGUCCAGCCCAAGACCAAGAAAGAAAAUACUAGUUAGCACAACUGAAGGCUUGUAAGAGUAAAAAAUUUUAUACCAGUGCCAAGAGCUGCAGCAUAGUUUGAAAUAUUCCAUGAAAAUAGUUGUAAAAUUUUGAGGUUUGAGAGUAGAAACGUAACGUUGUAAAGGGACAAAGGCUGAAUUUUGUUAUAUAAUUUUUAAUGAUUUCUUGGAUGAGCCAUGAAGUAGAAAUACUUGUAAGUCUGUUUCAUAGCGAUUUCAUACAAUCAAAAAUUGAGUGUAUCCAGAGUUAUACUAAAUGGAAUGUUUGAAAUGCACGUUCAAAUUCUAUUUAUAUACUCUUUUGCCUCAAAAAAUAUUCUUAUUGUCUAAACAAUGUUAAAAUUUUAUGAAAUAUGUGAUUUGUGGUUGUUGAAUGAACAUUUAUUUUAAAUUAGUAACUAAUUUUGUUUGUUAUGUUAGCAUUUUAUUUUAUUCUAUAAGUAUUUAAUUGUUUUAAGAAAACUGUGAUAUUGUAUUUUAACCGAAAAAGUAAAUAUUCUUGGAGAAUGUGUUGUUAUUGACUCCAAACAUGAAAUAUUACAGUAAACAUUACAUGGUC
This is a messenger RNA of Homalodisca vitripennis (glassy-winged sharpshooter), 1378 nucleotides long. It is a transcript of the gene osi, whose product is annotated as electron transfer flavoprotein regulatory factor 1. The record is from RefSeq and is a predicted model, not a curated record. Gene Ontology annotation, cellular component: mitochondrion. NCBI's taxonomy places the organism in Eukaryota, Metazoa, Arthropoda, Insecta, Hemiptera, Cicadellidae. Gene Ontology annotation, biological process: respiratory electron transport chain. Bases 472 to 816 code for a protein of 114 amino acids. The transcript is spliced from 3 exons.